UCACAUCUAAUCAUCGCCCACUACCGCCUACCAGAAUCGCCUCCUCUGCCUCCCCCGUGCCACUAGCAGCAAAACCCAAUCGUCAUCGCCCCGUUUGGAGGGACACCUCCCAUUUUCCAUCCAACCAAGAAGAGGAAGAGCCAGAGGAGUUGUUCUUGAGCACGCCAUGGAUUCUCCAAAAAAGGAGCAGGAGAGUAGCAGUGGAGCAAAUCCAAUGCAAGGAGGAGGCCCUGCCCCUGGUGAUCACCACCCUCAGCAACCCAAGAGGCCGCACCUCUCGAUCGACAUCCCGACGGCGAGCACCGCAGCCAUGCCUCGCCACCCCGUCAUCACACCGACAGCAGCAGCAGCGGAACACCCGGCUCCAGCAGCAGAAGCAGAUACCACACCAGCGACGCCCGGCUCCAACAGCAGCAGCAGAGCACCCGGUUCUUGCAAGCCGCCGGUGCCGGCGCCGCAGCGCACGCCGUCGUUCAAGCUGCGGCAGACGGUGAGGAGCCUGCUUCCCGGAGGAGGCAGCUUCAAGUCGUCGGUCAGAGGGUACGAGGCCUCCUUCUCCAGGCUAUUCAGUGCCAGGAUCGCGAGGACGUCGUCGCUCCCCGUGAACGACGAUGAUAACAGUGUGGUCUCGCGGCCGAACUUCCUCUCGCUGCACGGAGCCGACAAGACCCCCAACGAUCCUGCCGUUGAUAAAGCAGGCAUGCACCGCUCGCAGUCCCUCCCCAUGAACAUGAAGAAGUUCAACUCGACGAAAAGCAUCAAGAGGAUGAACUCGCUCGGCGGCGUGUACCGCGUGGUCCCUUCCACGCCACGAAACCCCGCCACGCCGAGCAAUGUCGUUCCGGACAUAGAACCUACCGUGUCAGGGGCUGGAGAGGAAGAUGGAGAGGACAUAGCAGAGGAAGAGGCGGUGUGUCGGAUCUGCAUGGUGGAGCUGUCCGAAGGGAGCGGCACCAUGAAGCUGGAGUGCGCCUGCAAGGGUGAGCUCGCUCUAGCCCACAAGGACUGUGCCCUCAAGUGGUUCAGCAUCAAGGGCACCAGGACCUGCGAGGUGUGCAAGGUGGAGGUCCAGAACCUCCCUGUCACCCUUCUACGUGUUCAGAGCGUGCGUGGCGAGGCGAACCGUGUCGGCAACGGUGGCGCCAACGGAUCUCGACACGCUCGGUACAGAUUGUGGCAUGGAACACCAAUCCUUGUGAUCGUAAGCAUUCUUGCCUACUUCUGCUUCUUGGAGCAAUUGCUGGUUGGCCAUAAUGGUUUUGCUGCCCUGGCGAUAUCACUGCCCUUCUCAUGUAUCCUAGGUCUAUUCUCAUCGUUGACAACAAGCAGCAUGGUGGCAAGAAGGUACGUUUGGAUCUACGGGGCUAUCCAGUUCCUCUUCGUUGUAUUCUUCACUCAUCUGUUCUACAGAUAUCUGCAUUUGCAAGCUGUGAUAUCCAUCAUCCUGGCCACCUUUGCUGGUUUCGGUGUGGGGAUGAUUGGCAACUCCAUCAUCGUCGAAAUACUAAGGUGGAGGACAAUCGCUCCGGCUCAACAACGCCGUGCUCGGAGACCACGCGUGGCACAACAGCAGCAGCAAGCUCCGGCAUCUAGUCAGCCUACAGGCCAGCCAUCAGCCACCCAAGAGGGGCAGCGUAAUGCUGCUGGCGGUGACGUCGAAAAUCCUGUCGUCCCUUAAGAAUAAACCAUUUGCAUUUUCUAAGCGUAUGUAAUGUUUGUAGUUAGUUGAGAGUUGAGGGUUUGGGAGGUUACUGUAUAAUAGUAGAGCAAAGAGGUCUGGAAGUUUUCAUUGGCCUG
Lolium rigidum is the source of this 1797-nucleotide messenger RNA. RefSeq lists its product as uncharacterized. The transcript is spliced from 8 exons. NCBI's taxonomy places the organism in Eukaryota, Viridiplantae, Streptophyta, Magnoliopsida, Poales, Poaceae. Bases 167 to 1678 code for a protein of 503 amino acids. Gene Ontology annotation, molecular function: zinc ion binding. The record is from RefSeq and is a predicted model, not a curated record.